Elaeis guineensis (African oil palm) is the source of this 1633-nucleotide messenger RNA. Lineage: Eukaryota; Viridiplantae; Streptophyta; Magnoliopsida; Arecales; Arecaceae. The record is from RefSeq and is a predicted model, not a curated record.
CAGUCCGUGCCAGUUGGCAAGAAAAAAACCAGUUCUCGCAUUUGGCUGCGCUUCCCCGAAGACCAAAGCCAAAAUGGAAAAAUUUUAUUUGUUUUAAUUAUUUAUAUUUUAUUUUUAAAACACGAGAUCAAGGUGGAUAAAAGGAGAGGGGAAGUACGCUGCGAGGGAGAGGGGAGAUCCGUUUCGAAGUUCUCCACGCGCGCCGCCGAGCGUAUAUAGAAAGAGAGGAAAAGGGUUUCAGGUAGAGAGAGAAAAUAUUCUUGCCUUUGUUGACUUCUAAGGUAUGCCUUUCCAGUUAAUUGUGAUGCCAUCAACUAGAGUCUCCAUUAUCAAACUUUCGAAGUGGGCAUGCUUUUUUCAUCGAGUUCUAGAGCAUUCUGGAUAUUGUUGCAGCAACCUGAUGGAUAAAGUGACUGGAGCUGUUCCGAUGUUGAUUGGGUUUGCUCGAUUCUGGUUUUGAGAUUUGAGAACUGACUGGGAUUAGGUGAUCUUUUUGUUAACCUCCAACAAAAACCAGUCCAAUCCAUGUGCACUCAUAAAAGUCAUAGUGGUGAUCCUUUUUGUCAAGUUUGCAGCAAACAUUGAAAGGCCAAGGGUUUGUGAAAUUCGCAAAUGGCAUUCUUAUUGGAAGUAUAGGAUAUUUUCUGGGACUGUGACCUUAUUUCCUCGAUUCUCCUUUGAAAACUCAGACUGAGCUCUUCUAUUUCUCAUAGUUCCAGUAUUUAUUUCUGGAACCUUUCAUUAAAUCAUGACUUCUUCCGUGCGAAAUAUAUCUGAUAAUAGUGGACCUAGUGAGCAACAAAAGCCAGCACAACCUGAGAUCCAGCAUCAAGCUUCUCCAACUGGAAACGUUCAACCUGGCAUGGCAACACCUGUUGGGUACAUGAUGCCUCCGGGUCACCUUGAGACAGGACAUGCUGUGGCUCAGAUUGCUUACCCAUAUGUUGAUCCUUACUAUGGUGGUGGUUUUGCUGGUUUUGGACAGACAGUGUUCCAUCCACAAAUGAUGGGGAUGCAACACCCGGGAGUGCCAUUGCCAACUGAGGCUGUUGAGGAACCUGUGUUUGUCAAUGCAAAGCAAUAUCAUGGUAUAUUAAGGCGUCGGCAAUCUCGAGCGAAAGCUGAAUCAGAAAAUAAAUUGAUUAAAACCCGUAAGCCUUAUUUACAUGAGUCCCGUCACUUGCAUGCUUUGAAAAGAGCUAGGGGAUGUGGUGGUAGAUUUCUUAAUUCCAAGUCUGAAGGAAAUCAACAGAAUUCUAUUUCCAAUUCUGAAGGAAAUCAGCAGAACUCUAAUCCCAGUUCUGAAGGAAAUCAGCAGAAUUCUAAUUCCAAGUUUGAAGAAAAUCAAAAGAAUGGGCCGAAAGCUGCAGUCUCUGAUGAUAAAGAAAAGCCUGUUAGCUUAACCAACUCUGAUAAGUCCAGUUUGGACAAUAAGCCAGAGGCAACAUCUUAGUCACCUUUUCAGGCAUAAGAUGGGGUGGAUGAUGGGAGGAACAAUUGGCUCUGUAUAGUAGUGUCUGCGGGAACAGUCUCCAAUGGCGUGUCAGUGAUAGGUGCAUUCUGCCUUGGUAGUUUAAUGUGCAGUUAAUUGAGAAAUACAUCACAAGUUCCCGUAAGACAGAAACUUCUCUAU